This is a messenger RNA of Priceomyces carsonii, 1434 nucleotides long. It is a transcript of the gene RAX1, whose product is annotated as Rax1p. Gene Ontology annotation, cellular component: plasma membrane. The record is from RefSeq and is a predicted model, not a curated record. The transcript has a single exon. Bases 1 to 1434 code for a protein of 477 amino acids. Gene Ontology annotation, biological process: intracellular protein localization. NCBI's taxonomy places the organism in Eukaryota, Fungi, Ascomycota, Pichiomycetes, Serinales, Debaryomycetaceae.
AUGUACGAUGAAAAAUAUCAACAUGACUAUCCUAAUUCACAUUAUUUGGCAAAUUUGAAUAACCUUAAUAGAACAAAUCAAAGUAUCACUUUGAAUCGGUUGCCAACUUUAGGUGAAAUUUUAGCAAACAGAACGAAGCUGCCAGUUGAUUUGUAUACAUUCUAUUUGUUUAUGAAAGGAGUUGAGCAUAAGGUGGAUUACGUGGAUUUCUGGUUUGAUUUAAUAAAUCAUUUAAACUUGUGUAAACACUAUGUGCAAGGGUUGAGAGACAGCAUCGCUAGACAUUCAUCGGUCAAUGAAACUGGUUCCCAUUAUAGGAACUCAGUACCCCUUCUGGAGCGAUCGAAACACAAGUCAUUGAGUUCGUCUAUUCUAUUGGAUUUAAUAGCUAACGAUAAUAUUUUAGAGGAUAGCGAUUCACAUAGAUUAUCACAAUUCUUGAGGGGAGACAUCAAUGUUGACAACCUAGAGCCGAAACUAAGAGACAUGAUUAACCAGUAUAAUGAAGAAAAUGACGAGCGCAGGCAUUCGGCAGGAGUACCGAAAACACCAACUAGCUUUAAAAGUAAGAAUGAGACAUCCUUUUCGAAACCACCGUCAAUACAAGAAGCGAAGAGAUUGUCAUCGAAUUCAAAAUUGUUGGAUGACAUGAGUUUUGAUGACAGCUCACUCAUUGAGAACCAAUUAGAUAUUGGUCAAGCGAGUAAAGCGGUCAAUCCCAGGUACAAACCCCUUGAUCUGUCACCUGAAAUCAAAGAUCAGAAAAGGGUCUCUUCUAUAAACCCUUCAUUAUUAGAAAAAUUGAUUAAGCAUACACCGGGGAGCUCAGAGCAUCAAUCAUUCAUUACCAGAAAUAAUUUAAAAGAAUCAUCACACAACCUCUUGUUGAAAUAUUUUGUAACUGAUUCUGAGAAGGACCUAGAUCUCCCUGAAGGUCUCAAAACUCAAAUCAUCAAUGCGAUUGAGGUGGACGGUCGAGACGAUCCAGACGUAUUUAAUAACGUGAAACUCUACAUAUUCAGCAAGAUUGAGCACGACCAUUUACCAAGAUUUUUAAACUUCAUGGCCAUCAGAAAUGUAAACCAUUCAAACAGUGUCAGAGUAAUUUUGGGCUUCUUCUUCUCCCUCAUCGGCUUUUGGGUUGGCUUCAUAUUUGUAUUUUUGAACUAUAGGAAGUCGUUGAGGCCAGUCAUUAUAAUACCUUUUCUUUUGGGAUUUUAUUUUCUUGUGUCGUCCAUUUACUUAAUAGACCCAAUAUUGGCUUGGUUUGGCUACAGCGAGUCCUUCAUCAAUCAUCGAUCUUUAAUCAGAAUAAGAGAACCAUUUAUUUAUAAAUUGUUACUAAAGAGAAGUCUAUGGGUGGUGUUCCUUAUAUUCCUCUUUACUGCCAUCUUUACAAUAAUAUUUAGCUUAGUUCCAGGUCGUCGCCUAUAA